AUGCAAGGAGACGACAAACGGUGCCAGAAGUACGAUCCUGCAUUUUCAGAUGUGGAUUGGUGGCCGAGCGUCCAUUUAGCGCCUCCCACCGAGGCGGACGUGCUCAAGGUCGUUACGCUAGCCGGAAUUAAAACGAGGUCUUCGAGAAUUCAAUAUUUAACUGCUGCAGAGCGUCUGUAUCAGCAGCAACAAAAUGAGAUUCUCUUGCAGGGAUUUAUCAAAUGUUUGAAAACCGCUUCGGAAGCUGAUAGCAGCGACCACAGGAACAAAAGCACAAUUACAACUGCGAGGAACUUAUGCUGGCGAGUCCUGAAUUUAAGGGUCAUGCUGAAUGCACCUAGCGAAGGCGAUGGCUACGCGGCGGACAAGUCGCGGUUCACGUCAAUGGAGGAUGUCCCUCUCCUAGUUAUGUCCAUGACAAUUCUCGCACUGCGUACGCUAAGAACCAUGCUGCGCGAGCAAUCCUUGGAAUGGACGUUCUCGGAUCCGCAGAGCAGCAGCCGUUCUUUGACCCUGAAUUUUGAUCAGGUCUCGGGAUCGGCCCUACUGAUACCUCCAACCUAUUCCAUCACCCCGAAGGAAAUAUGGAGCAUUUUUGUGGAAACGAUGGGCUAUCUCGGCAAUCGGCACAUCCCUCUAUGGCUAGAUGACGGUCUGGACGACACUUGUCUGUUCAUCAAUUUUACUUCACAGGGGGUGUCCGAGGUCGAAAGCCUCACGAAGGCGGCGUUGAUUGACGCGUGGAUCAGCCUAAUCAACGACAUCGGGUCGACUAACAUUCCCCGCGCGUUUCGAAUAGCGCCCUACACGCACUGCCUGACUGCCUUGAUGAACAUGCAGCAGGACGCGAAGUCCCCGGACCACGAAAUGUCCGUCGUGACGACCACGUCGGCCACCAACAUAAUUAUGUCGGCGACCUCCGAGUUGUGCGACAACCUGGAGCAGUCUCUCCGGGUCAUCAAGAGCGGGCGGUACAUGCUCACGAACGUGCUGCAUCGUGGGAUGUGGUCGGUCGACUUUUGCCAAGGCGUGAUGCGCCAAAUGAACGCGUACCUGUGGAGUGCGACGGCCACGCUGAACGCUGCCGAUCCACCACCGCAGCGCUCGCAGCACAUGAUCGCAGCUAUGCGGCUGUGUCGCCUCUUGUCGCUGACCUAUGACAUGCAGGCGCGGGUCAUGCUGAUCACGCUGGAUCUCCUGAAUCAGACCACGCGGCAACGCACGCCGGUUGCGAAGCACCCCAGUUUGGCUGGCGUGCGACAACGUGCCCUGAUCCCCACACUCAAGACCCAGCGACUCACCGCUGAGGACGGACAGCUGCUGGUCGAGGACCUCUUGGUUGCGCUCAAAAAAAUCGUCGACGGGGGCCAGAGCGAACGCAACAUGGAACUGAACGCGAUCAAACGCAACAUCGUGGCGCUGGUCCGCAGCGGCCUCCAGGCCAUCCGCCUGCGUAUUGGCGCUCCGCACCUGGUCACCUGCGUCCAGCCGCUCCACCAGGCCGCGCCCCUCCUCGCCACCGUCGCUGAACUAAACGACGAACUCGCCCACUGGCCGCCAGCCCCGACCGCCGCUCAAAAGGAGCCCGCCCCGCCAGCCGCACCCAAACAACGCCCCGCCGGGAAACUUGUCGCAGUGGCCUUCGCGCUCUCCGUCAUUUGCAUAACUUUCUGGUACUUGAGAAAAGAGCUGAACGAGCUCCAUCACUGGCUGGCGUUGCUUCCAGAAUACGAGUCAGUGAUGACCGACUAG
Molecule: messenger RNA, 1752 nt
Organism: Gregarina niphandrodes
Lineage: Eukaryota; Apicomplexa; Conoidasida; Eugregarinorida; Gregarinidae
Product: putative transmembrane protein
Exons: 1
Coding region: 1-1752 (583 amino acids)
Source: RefSeq, a predicted model, not a curated record